AUGGCAUCCGCCGUCUCAUCUAUCAAGCCUGCAGUCGUCCCAAGUGCUCCACCAGCAGACAACCCUGCCGAGGCUCUGCUUCCAGGUGAACACACUCUCCCCUCCUCUUGGUGGACAUCUGACAAGGUGUUUGAACUGGAAAAGAGAGCUAUCUUCAACAAGUCGUGGCUGUACACCUCGCAUGCUUCGCGCUUCAAGAAGGCAGGUGAUUACUACGCCUUUACCUUUACUGGAAUCAACUUUUUUUUGAUCAAGACCAAAGCCGGUGAAAUCAAGGCUUUCCACAACGUUUGCCGUCACCGUGCCUAUCCUGUGGUCAGAAAAGAAAAGGGUUCUUCUACCAUUCUUGGAUGCAAGUACCACGGUUGGUCUUACAAUACAGAGGGUACCCUUACCAAAGCCCCUCACUUUGACCAGGUUCAAGGCUUUGAGAAGGAGAAGAACAGUCUUUAUGAAAUCAGAACCCAUAUUACCGAUCAGGGUCUGAUUUUCGUCAAUUUCGACCAAAGUGAAGAGGGCCCAACCAACUUCGAUAGCUGGUUCGAAGGUCUGCAGGACGAAAUGCAUGAAUACGAUUUCUCCGACUACGAGUACUACAUGUCGUACGAGCUUGAUGGUAAGUUCAACUGGAAGACUCUUAUGGAUGGUUACCAGGAAUGUUACCACUGUCCUACGGCACAUCCUGGUCUGAGUACCGCGUUCAAGAUGGAGACCUACAAGGUGGUUCCCAAGUCCAGAUACUGUCGCCAUUACGCGCAAAUCGUCAAGGAAGAAAUUCCCGAAGUUGAGAGCAACACCGAUCCAGAUGAAGAAUCAUCCUGGUUUGGUUUUGGAAAAAAGAAGGCUGCUCCAAAGAAGGAGGUUGAGACCAAGAAGAAGAACCCCGGUGGUGACUUCAACGGUUUGUGGGUGUACCUUUUCCCCACCAACGGUAUCAACUGUUACUCUCCAGCUUGGUACUCCAUCCGUGUGUUGCCAAUUGCCCCUGGCCGCACUAUUCUUCAGUACGACAUCUAUACCAAGAAGGGUCUUGAGGAUGACCAGAAAAAAGAGUUUGUCGACUUUUUACAGACCGUUGAGAUCGAAGACUACAACCUAUGUGAGGCCACCCAGAAGAACCUUAACCAGGGUGUCUACUCCACUGGGUACUUGCACCCAACCAAGGAGCAGGGGGUUGUUUACUAUCAGGGAGUUGUGAGGGACAUGGUCAAGGAUCACUGGGCUCAAGAGAAGCUUGCGGGUGGUCCAAUCAACCCAGCCUACGUUGGUGGUAAGGCUCCUUCUGACGAAGCUGCUGAGCUUGAGGUUCUUUGCAAGGAGGUUGAGUGCCAGGGCAGCAACCCAGAGACCACUUCUCCCUUUGAUUGGUGA
This is a messenger RNA of Kuraishia capsulata CBS 1993, 1371 nucleotides long. RefSeq lists its product as uncharacterized. The transcript has a single exon. Lineage: Eukaryota; Fungi; Ascomycota; Pichiomycetes; Pichiales; Pichiaceae. Gene Ontology annotation, molecular function: 2 iron, 2 sulfur cluster binding; iron ion binding. The record is from RefSeq and is a predicted model, not a curated record. The coding region runs from base 1 to 1371 and encodes 456 amino acids.